CUCUCCUGAGAUGAAAGGAACGUUCUGAUUCUGUGGCAGUUGAUACUGGGCAGGAGAAGACAGUUUGGAGCAGACAAGGGGCAAAAGGAAAAGAAGUAGGGGCUUUAUUUGAUAGUCUGGGAACUUAUUUCAAACGCUAUGAAGAUCUGACUCAGGAAGUGCUGGGAAGCAGUCCAGCGUGUUUAUCCUGACCCCUGUUCACCUUCUUCUGCAGUCCACUCCAUGCUGGGAAUAGACAACUCUCCUCUGAGGCUGAGGCUAACCAGACUAUGCAGAACUUGCUUCUCUCCAACAUUCCCUGGAACUGGGUUGAAUGGAUCGCAGCAGUUACCUUUGCUGCGGGCACAGCUGUGAUUGGUUAUCUAGCUUACAAAAGAUUUUAUGGUAAAGAUCAUCGCAACAAAUCAAUGGUCAACCCUCACAUCCAGAAAGACAACCCCAAGGUAGUACACGCUUUUGACAUGGAGGAUUUGGGAGAUAAAGCUGUGUACUGCCGUUGUUGGAGGUCCAAAAAGUUCCCAUUGUGUGAUGGAUCUCACACAAAACACAAUGAAGAGACUGGAGACAACGUGGGACCUCUGAUCAUUAAGAAAAAAGACACUUAAAUGGACAGUUCUGAUGCUGCAAACCAGCUUGUCGUCAUGUUACCUGAGUGUUUAACUAGAAUGACUACCACUUCUGUCUAAUUCACCUCCCUUGAAUUCUUGAUGUGGUGUGUUGCAGACUACAGCGUUCAUAUUCGUGGCAUCUGCCUUACUUGUUGAACCAUCGUGGUGCACAUUUGUUUAAACAAAAAGAAAGGAAAAAGUAAAAACCAACCUCAUAGCCUGUGGGUUAUUUUGGUCUUGUAAGGAUCCGUUUCUUUACAUUUCAAAUAAUGACAUUAGAACAUAGUUGUGCAUUGAUCUUAAUGUAUUAAAUUAUUCUCAAAAUCAUGUAUAUGCAGAUUGUACUUGUAGGUUUCAAAGAAAAAUUAUCGUCUUUUAAUAUUACUUAGUUAACCUAGAAAGUAAAUUGAGUGUGAUUAAGCUACAUUAAUCUCUUAAUAUAACCUAGGAAAAACUUGUUAGGACCUUGAUUUCUUGACAGUGGUCAAGGCACUGAGAAAAUAUAGCUUCUAUGUUUUCACAGUUUUCAGUCCAAAUGAACUUUGAAUGUUACUCUGCUGAAUUAUAUAAGUGGGCCAGGUCAAUAAUAAAGGGGUAGUGACUUCUUUGUA
This is a messenger RNA of Equus caballus (horse), 1219 nucleotides long. It is a transcript of the gene CISD1, whose product is annotated as CDGSH iron sulfur domain 1. Lineage: Eukaryota; Metazoa; Chordata; Mammalia; Perissodactyla; Equidae. Gene Ontology annotation, cellular component: mitochondrial outer membrane; intracellular membrane-bounded organelle. Gene Ontology annotation, molecular function: 2 iron, 2 sulfur cluster binding. Gene Ontology annotation, biological process: regulation of autophagy. The record is from RefSeq and is a predicted model, not a curated record.